Cyclopterus lumpus (lumpfish) is the source of this 1170-nucleotide messenger RNA. RefSeq names its product 5-hydroxytryptamine receptor 1-like. The transcript is spliced from 2 exons. Gene Ontology annotation, biological process: G protein-coupled receptor signaling pathway. Gene Ontology annotation, molecular function: G protein-coupled receptor activity. The record is from RefSeq and is a predicted model, not a curated record. NCBI's taxonomy places the organism in Eukaryota, Metazoa, Chordata, Actinopteri, Perciformes, Cyclopteridae. Gene Ontology annotation, cellular component: membrane. Bases 1 to 1170 code for a protein of 389 amino acids.
AUGGACGCUCUUUGGAACCGAACCAGCGCGCCCCACGAGAGCGGCACGGCGUCCUGCUUUUUCAUAUUCAACUGCGCGGUGUUGACCUUGACGUUGGUGUUGGGGUCUCCCGGGAACCUGUGGGUCUGCUGGAUCGUCUUCAGGACCAAGAGCCUGCAGACUUUCAACAAUGCGCUGCUAGUCAGCCUGGCCACCAGCGACCUCCUCAAGUGCUCCGUGGACACGCCGCUGCUGCUGUGCUCCCUCCUGCGCUCUGGGAGGGGCGGCCGGGUGCCGGAGUCAGUGUGCGCCCUGCAGCAGUUCACGUACGCGCUGUGCAGCUGCGUGCAGCUGCUCACGCUAGUCAGCAUCAGCGUGGAGCGCUUCCAGGCCAUCGCGUUCCCGUUCCAGACCGAGAGGAGGAGAACCCGGGUCCGGCUCUGGAUCCUGUCCAUAUGGGCGUGCGGCGCCGUCCUGGCUCUGGUCUCUCUGACUCUCUCCGAGAAGGUGCUCUUCUACAUGCUGUGCCGUCCGCACCACGCGGCGCGCCUUCCGUACUCUGACCCGUUUGGACCCUGCGUGCUGGUCCCGCUGUGGGGGCUGUCUCUGGCGGUCAUAGUGGUCCACUACGUGCGGAUAUUCAAAGUUGUGAGGCGGCACCGGAAGAAAGUGUUCAGUCGGGGGGUCCAGCUGAGGCCGACGGUGUCGGAGCACGUCUGCGGAUGGCUGAGUGUCCCCGCCUCGGACGAACGGACCGGUCCGCCGGGCUCCUCCGGCCCGCUACCGCUGCCCUGCCGAACGGUGCUACUGGUGGCCGAGGCCAGUGCUCCCAUUGGCGCCCCCCCGCGGAGCAGACCGGAGAUCGUCGGGGCGGUGUGUCUCCUGACGCCCGGGGCCAGGGCGCGGGGCAAGAAGCAGGUGGAGGGGAGGCUGGCGCUGCGCUUCGGCUACAUCAUCAUCGCCUUCACGCUUUUCUGGGUUCCUCUGGUGGUGGUUCUGCUGAUGCACGUCAUCUCGUGGUGGGAAACGGACACACUGCUGUUCGAGCUGGAGACGUCAGCCGUGGUUCUGACCUGCGUGCCGGCCGCCGUGGACCCGCUCAUCUACACUCUGGUCACCAGACAGUUCCGCUCCGAACUCGGCAAGAUCCUCUCCUCCGUCCCGAGGUGUCCCCUGAAAGGGAGGAACUGA